This is a messenger RNA of Nomia melanderi (Alkali bee), 5366 nucleotides long. It is a transcript of the gene Uggt, whose product is annotated as UDP-glucose-glycoprotein glucosyltransferase. Gene Ontology annotation, molecular function: UDP-glucose:glycoprotein glucosyltransferase activity. Gene Ontology annotation, cellular component: endoplasmic reticulum. Gene Ontology annotation, biological process: ERAD pathway. The record is from RefSeq and is a predicted model, not a curated record. NCBI's taxonomy places the organism in Eukaryota, Metazoa, Arthropoda, Insecta, Hymenoptera, Halictidae.
UAUGUACACGCCAAGUACGUUACUUGAAAUGUAUGUUGAAAUCAUGUGUAUGUUAGGCGCAUAAAUUGGAUGAUUAUUCGAUAGUAAUCUAAUUAUUCGACUAGUAAAUCGUGGAUACGAUUGCGAAUUUCAUAUGAUACGCGUGAUCCGGCGCAAUCCGGCAAGUUUUCAAGAAAAAGGAAUCGCGACGAGUGUCGACCAAUGAAAGGAAAAGAAAAACAGCUUCCGCUACUUUCGAACGUCUCGCUCUAAACCAGUCCAAACCUGCCGAGAGUUUCAUGAAGUUAUGGGGGCAAUACUGUAUUUAUAUAUACGUGUAAACUCGUAGAGUUGUUUCUCUUCACCAGUGCGGUAUUUACCGGCACGUGCAAUGCAUGGAUUGGCUGUUGAUGUUACUUGAUUCUUCUCCGUUAACAUAAUUUCUAUUGCAAAUUUGAAGAUGUGGUCAAGUACAAUAUUUUAUCUGCUGCUUUUGUGUACGACACAACUUGAUGCGGAUAAAAGGGUUAAUAAAUAUGUGACCACCUUAAUAGAUGCGAAAUGGAAAGAAACACCUUUGAUGCUCGAAGCAGCAGAGUAUCUAAACGAUGAAAAUCCAAAUUAUUUUUGGAAGUUUAUAGAUACUUUUGCCAAAAAUGAUUUCAGGAAUGUCACGGAGAAAGAGAAUUAUAAUUCUAUUGUUGAGUUUGCUGAAAAAUAUUUAUCGUCUUCAGAAAUAGCAUUACUUAAAUUAGGAUUGUCUUUACGCAUUUAUUCUGCACGUGUGGAGAUGUUUACCCAAAUGGCUGAAAAUAAGAAUAUUUCCAAGUUUGGAUGUUAUAACGUGGUAGAUAUUGGUGGAAAAUUUACAUGUUCUGCAGAAGAAUUAGAUGAAUUAGUUAAUCGGGAGACUUGGUUGAAUCCUGAUACUUACAGCGUGGAUCAUCGCUAUCGUACAUCUCAACAGUCUGAUAAAGUUGUUAUAUUAUACAGUCAAGUUGGGGCCCCAAAUUUUUCAGUUUUUCAUGAAAAGUUAAAAGAUCUUGCAGAAAGUAAAGGAUUCACUUAUAUUUUGCGACACUAUUUAAAGGACAGAGCAGAACAGAAUGUACGUUUAUCGGGAUACGGUGUAGAGUUGCAAAUGAAAUCGACAGAAUACAAAGCUACAGACGAUUCGGAUAUAAAGGAUAAUGCCGACAAAGAUUCUGAAACUUCCAGCGAUAGCAUGGAAGAAAUAGAUGGAAUAAACUUUAUGACUUUAAAAAAUCUGUAUCCUGAUAAGCAAGAGGAAUUAGAUAAAUUGCAAACUCAUUUAUUGGAAACUAGUCAUGAAAUCGGUGCUUUAAAAGUAUGGCAGUUCCAAGAGUUGAGUCACCAGGCUGCCGAAAGGAUAAUGAAUUCUCCUACAAGCGAGGCUAUUAACGUUCUGACCGAUAUUUCACAAAAUUUCCCUAUGCAAGCAAAAUCGUUGAUUAGAACAAAGGUGAACGGUGAAAUGAAAAAGGAAAUGAAACUCAAUCAAGCAAUUUUUUCUUCAAACUUGAACAUUCAACCCACGGACACUGCACUUUUCGUGAAUGGAUUAUUUUUUGAUUUAGAAGCUGUAGAUGUGCUCAGUCUUUUGGAAUCGCUGAGAAGCGAACUCAGAGUAAUGGAAUCUCUUCGUAAGAUCGGAUUCAGCAAUACAAAGAUGAGCAAACUGCUAUCGUUGGAUUUAUCCAUGAAUAUGGACAAACAAGAUUUUGCAAUGGACAUAAGGGAUUCGGCUAUAAUUUGGAUAAACGAUAUCGAGCAAGAUUCAACUUAUUCAAGGUGGUCAGCGUCGCUAACGGAAUUAUUGAGGCCAACCUUUCCUGGGAUGCUUCGAAAUAUUAGAAGAAAUUUGUACAAUUUGGUGUUGAUCAUCGAUCCAUUAAGCGCCGAAUCUACUCCUCUAAUAGCUUUAGCGCAAUCCUUGCAUCUCCAUGCCGCACCGUUACGCGUGGGUUUUGUAUUUGUAACGAAUUACGACGCGACAGUCACUGGUUUAAUGGAUGCUAGCGUCGCGGUGAACAACGCGUACCAUUACUUUGCAGAGAUGAAAGGAUCGGAACAGGCUCUCCAGUUUCUAGUAGACCUGGGAAAUUACAUUGGGCCUGAUGGAGCAGACCUAGACGACGUAAAGAAAGCUAUAAGAGCGCAGGACUCGUCGGCCGAUAUCAAUUAUAUUCUCGGCGAGGAGUCCGAGUACGACAUAGGACGACACUUGGCUGGCGAUUUCGUGAAACGAUCCGGCUUUAAGAAAUUUCCACAAGCUCUGAUGAACGGAGUACCUUUAUCCUCGGACCAAUUGAACGCCGAUUCGUUCGAGGAGGCUGUCCUCUCUACCAUCAUAUCGCAAACACCCGCGUUACAGAAAGCGGUGUAUCGGGGCGAGAUAACCGAAGGGGACGAUGUCGUCGAUUACAUGAUGAAUCAGCCGAAUGUCAUGCCGCGUUUAAACGAACGAAUAUUGAAAGCGGAAAAGCACACGUGGCUGAACUUGAUCGGCACCGUACCCAAAGAUGAGGAUUACUCCAAGUGGAGUCCCGAGGACUUUUCGACGUGGUUGAUGAACAAAUCGCAUUAUCUUUACGUGCCGCGACGCACGAAUAUACAUCAUUUGUAUACCUUUUGGGUGGUAACGGACUUGAACAGUUCAGCCGGCAGACUGUUGCUACGCGAGGCUCUCGAUUACAUAGAAUCAAACGCCGAUGUUAGAAUCACCGUAAUCGUUAAUCCUAUGACCGAUGCGAAUAACCUGGACGACACGGUCGAUAUUAAUAAAAUAGCAUUAGCCGCUUUAAAUAGUUUAUCCACAGAGAAGGCUAGGCAUUUCAUUCGUAAAGUGAUCGAAGAAGAUGCGGCUAAGGUUAUCACCGCCGGAAAUUUUAAUAUAGAGGAAGAAGCUGUGACGGAACAAUUGAGAAAGCAAAUCGAUGAAUUUCCUAUGUACCAACGCUAUGUUAAAACUGUAUUGAACAUAGAAAAAGGAGCUCGAGGAAUUGUGUGCAACGGAAGACUAAUCGGGCCAUUCGACGACAACGAGGAAUUUUCGAACGAAGACUUCUCGCUGUUGGAAAGGUUUAGCCAGACCAGUUACGGUGAUAAAUUAUUUAAAAAGUUAAUAAAAGAACAAUUACUGGAGGACGACGAAUAUGAAAAGAACGAAAUCACGGACGAUAUGAUCAUGAAAAUCACAUCGUUGUUGGUAUCGCAUCCUCAGACGCGAAGUCGAUUCGACGUUCCCUUUCACGGCGAUGAUCACAGCUCCAUUAAGAUUCAAGCGGCGAACCCAGAGCAAGCGGCAUUCUCUUUAGUCGCGAUCGUGGAUCCGGUGUCUCGCGGUGCUCAAAAAUUGGGCCCUAUUUUGAAAACGUUGCAACAGUCUCUCAACUGCAACGUUAAAGUCUUUCUGAACUGCCUGGAUAAGAACAGCGACAUGCCAUUGAAAAGUUUCUAUCGGUUCGUGUUCGAGCCGCAUUUACAAUUUUCCGCCGAUGGUCAUAUCAACGGAGCAAUGGCAAAGUUUACGAAACUACCGACUUCCUCUCUGUUGACGCAGUACAUCCAUGCGCCUGAAAAUUGGUUGGUGGAAGUAGUCAGGAGCGUUUACGAUCUGGAUAAUAUCAAAUUGGAUAACGUCGCGAUGGGAGUGCACAGCGAAUUCGAAUUGGAACAUUUGUUGCUCGAAGGGCAUUGCUUCGAGGCGGUAAUGGGAAAUCCGCCUCGCGGAUUGCAGUUUACGUUAGGAACGGAAAGACAACCGUUGAUGGUGGACACGAUAGUUAUGGCGAACCUGGGCUAUUUUCAACUGAAAGCUAAUCCGGGCGAAUGGAUACUUCGGCUUCGGCAAGGACGAUCGUCGGAAAUAUACGAUUUCGCCACUGUUGGCGGUCAAGACGUCAUACAGAAGGAUAAUAACGUUAGAGUGGUUAUAAGUUCGUUGAGGAGUCACGUACUGAAAGUGAAGGUAUCGAAAAAGCCGGACAAGGUUGGAAUGGAUCUCUUGUCCGAGGACGACAAAAAUUCCGGAUUAUGGAAUUCGAUUUCGAGGACGUUCACGACAACGGACGACAGCGAGGACCAAGAUGAGAAGCUGAACAUCUUUUCGCUGGCGUCGGGUCAUUUGUACGAAAGAUUUCUGAAAAUUAUGAUGCUGAGCGUUAUAAAGCACACGAAAACUCCCGUGAAAUUUUGGUUCCUAAAGAAUUAUCUUUCCCCGACGUUAAAGGAUUUCUUGCCGUACAUGGCAAACGAGUACGGGUUCGAGUACGAGCUCGUUCAGUACAAGUGGCCCCGUUGGCUCCAUCAACAAACCGAGAAGCAGAGAACGAUAUGGGGAUACAAAAUACUCUUUCUGGAUGUACUGUUUCCCCUAAAUGUGAAGAAAAUCAUAUUCGUGGACGCCGAUCAGGUGGUGCGAGCAGAUUUGAAAGAACUCGCCACGAUGGAUCUGGGAGGGGCGCCGUACGCGUACACUCCGUUCUGCGACAGUAGGCGAGAAAUGGACGGAUUCAGGUUCUGGAAGCAAGGCUAUUGGCGAAAUCACUUGCAGGGUCGCUCCUAUCACAUCAGCGCGUUGUACGUGGUGGACUUGAAAAGAUUUCGACGCAUCGCGGCCGGUGACAGACUGAGGGGACAGUAUCAAGCGUUGAGUCAAGAUCCCAAUAGUUUGGCGAAUCUCGAUCAAGAUCUUCCCAAUAACAUGAUCCAUCAAGUGGCCAUAAAGACGUUACCGCAGGAGUGGUUGUGGUGCGAAACUUGGUGCGACGACGCGUCCAAGAGAUACGCGAAGACUAUCGAUUUGUGUAACAAUCCGAUGACAAAGGAGGCCAAGUUGCAAGCCGCGGUGCGUAUUUUACCGGAAUGGGUCGGCUACGACGAGGAGAUAAAAGCUUUGCAACAGAAAGUGGAAAACCAAAACAGACAAACGGAGAAGGAAGAAGAGCACGAGAUUUUCGCGGAAGAAGCUACGACGGAUUCGAGAAAGCACCAAGAGCUGUGAACGACGAUAUGGCCGCACCAAUCGUGAAUAUCGCUAUUGCCGAGAGCAACGAGGUAACUGCACGUUAUUAAGCGAAUUUAUCGGCAUUGGGAAGCGCUCGGUGUUCGCGACCAACGACAUUCCAAUGGUUGCUGUUCCACGCGACGCCACCGCGUUCGAAGCGAAUUCGGUGCGCGAUCGGCGUGCAACCGUGGAAAAGUUUCUUCCACGCUACAGGUGGUUAGUCGCGAUUGAUCUCGGUCGAUCCGGGUUGGUCGUGGACACGAGGAUAACGCAGCAGGACCGUCAAAGAAUAGAUUACGAUUGUGAUUUUGUAUCGUCUACUGCAUAGCUGUAAAAAAUAAACAUGUAACGUUUUUAA